This is a messenger RNA of Lepus europaeus (European hare), 1566 nucleotides long. RefSeq names its product death associated protein 3 (gene DAP3). Gene Ontology annotation, molecular function: structural constituent of ribosome. Bases 131 to 1357 code for a protein of 408 amino acids. Gene Ontology annotation, biological process: apoptotic process. NCBI's taxonomy places the organism in Eukaryota, Metazoa, Chordata, Mammalia, Lagomorpha, Leporidae. The record is from RefSeq and is a predicted model, not a curated record. Gene Ontology annotation, cellular component: mitochondrial ribosome; mitochondrial small ribosomal subunit. The transcript has 13 exons.
GCCGCGGCGGCUGCGCGUUGAGUAGCUUCCUGCCGUACCACCUGAGCUUCUUCGCAGUUGCGGGGCUGGCGCUUUGGAGCCGGUGGCGGUUGACGGUGUGUGCCGGUCCCCGCCGGUCCCCGCAGGCGGCAUGCUGGUCCUCGGUUCACGGAGUACAAGGACAAUGCUGAAAGAAAUAACAAGACUUGCCUCCAUGGUCCAAAAGGUGGGACCUGGACGUAUUUUGCACAUGGGGACCCAGGCACCGCAAAGCAUUGCUGCUCACCUAGAUAACCAGGUUCCAGUUGAGAGUCCUAGAGUGGUUUCCUGCACCAAUGAGAGUGAUCCGGCCAAGCAUGGGGAGCAGCACGUGGGUCAGCAUUACCGCGUUCCUCUCCAGGACGUGAAGACUGUGUUUCCCCAUGGUCUGCCGCCUCGCUUUGUGAAGCAGGUGAAGACAUUCGGUGAAGCUUGCCUGAUGGUAAGGAAACCAGCUCUGGAGCUUCUGCAUUACCUGAAAAACACCAAUUUUGCUCACCCCGCUGUGCGAUAUCUUCUGUAUGGAGAGAAGGGAACAGGAAAAACCCUCAGUCUUUGCCAUGUUAUUCAUUUCUGUGCAAAACAAGACUGGCUGAUAGUGCAUAUUCCAGAUGCUCAUCUUUGGGUGAAAAAUUGCCCAGAUCUUUUGCAGUCCACCUACAACAGACAGCGCUUCGAUCAGCCUUUAGAGGCUUCAACUUGGCUGAAGAAUUUCAAAACUACAAAUGAACGUUUCCUGAGCCAGAUAAAAGUUCAAGAGAAGUAUCUCUGGAAUAAGAGAGAAAGCAUCGAGAAAGGCAGUCCUCUGGGAGAAGUGGUUGAACAGGGCAUCGCGCGUGUGAGGAACGCCACGGAUGCGGUCGGGAUUGUGCUGAAAGAGCUGCGGCGGCAGAGCUCGCUGGGCCUCUUUCCCCUCCUGGUAGCAGUGGACGGCGUCAAUGCUCUCUGGGGCAGGACCACACUGACAAAGGAAGAGAAAAGCCCGGUUGCCCCAGAAGAACUGGCCCUUAUUCACAACCUGCGGAAAAUGAUGAAAAAUGACUGGCAUGGAGGUGCCAUUGUGUCGACUCUGAGCCAGACUGGGUCUCUCUUUAAGCCCCGGAAUGCCUAUCUGCCCCAGGAGUUGCUGGGAAAGGAAGGAUUUGACGCCUUGGACCCCUUUGUUCCCAUCUUGGUUUCCAACUAUAACCCAAAGGAAUUUGAAAGUUGCAUUCAGUAUUAUUUGGAGAACAGUUGGCUUCAACAUGAGAAAGCUCACACGGAGGACGGGAAGAAGGAGCUGCUGUUCCUAAGCAGCGCAAACCCUGGGCAGCUGGAGCGGCUGUGUGCCUACCUCUGAGCCCGGUCACAGCGCGCCGGGACGACGGCCGGCCCACGGCACGGAGGGGCUGGACACGAUUGCCGCUGGCCCCAGACCUCCCUGGAAGUGGGCUUGGAAGUGACUGUGAAUACGUGGCAAUAAAACAAACGUCGGAUUAUUGACUGGUUUUCACACUUGAGAUAAUCAUGAAUCUUGUCCUAAAGAAAUUAAAGACAUUAAAUAUCUUC